UAUCAAGUCAUAUCAUGAAAUCGAAAUUUUGAAGACAAAAUCGUGAAAUUGAACAAUGGCUAAAAUGGUGAAAUUUUUAAUCCGUCUCGUAAGCGCAAUUCUUGUGUUGAAUUGCGUAUCUGCAAGGAGAAUCAGUUACGAAUCGAAAGGAGUUCACUCAUCUGGCAGGUCACAUAAUAGAAUGGCGCGAGGCGCUGGAGCAGUUGAGCACCUAGGUAGUAAUGGAAACGGCAAUGAAAAUAUUGAGAUUUUGAGUGCUAUUAGAAGUAGUCCGGAAAAACUAAUAAGUCGAAACGCGGCUAUUGAAAUGUUAGCUGGUCAUGAGGAUGGUUAUUAUGGUGGUGGUUAUGGUGGCGGUUAUGGUGGUGAUUAUGGUCGUGAUGAUGGUGGCUCUUAUGGUGAAGAUUAUGGUGGUAAUAAUAGUGUUGAUUAUGGUGGUGAAUAUGCUGGUGAAUUUGGUGGUGAAUAUGGUGGUGAAUAUGGUGGUGAAUAUGGUGGUGAAUAUGGUGGUGAAUAUGGUGGUGAAUAUGGUGGUGAAUAUGGUGGUGAAUUUGGUGGUGAAUAUGCUGGUGAAGGUGCUUACGGUGAUGUUCUUGGUGGUCAUUGUGGUGGUGAAGGUAGUUUUACUGGUGCAGGUGAUUAUACUGGUGAAGAUGAUUAUACUGGUGAAGGUGAUUAUAUUGGCGAAGGUGAUUAUACUGGUGAAGGUGGUUAUACUGGUGAAGGUGGUUAUGCUGGUGAAGGUGGUUAUACGGGUGAAGGUGGUUAUACUGGUCAAGGUGAUUAUAUUGGCGAAGGUGAUUAUAUUGGUGAAGGUGGUUAUGCUGGUGAAGGUGGUUAUGCUGGUGAAGGUGGUUAUACUGGUGAAGGUGGUUAUACUGGUCAAGGUGAUUAUACUGGUGAAGGUAUUUAUACUGGUGAAGGUAAUUCUGUUGGCGGUGAUUAUCAGUGGAAUAAAUAAUUCAUAAAAACGCUUGUAAACCAAUUUCAAUGGCUCUAGUAAUUUAAUAAAUAUCAAAUGAAUAAGCGAUUUGUAUUUUCUUAAUAUUAAAAAUAA
This is a messenger RNA of Teleopsis dalmanni, 1057 nucleotides long. Its product is annotated as eggshell protein 2A-like. The coding region runs from base 56 to 961 and encodes 301 amino acids. Lineage: Eukaryota; Metazoa; Arthropoda; Insecta; Diptera; Diopsidae. The transcript has 3 exons. The record is from RefSeq and is a predicted model, not a curated record.